Molecule: messenger RNA, 994 nt
Organism: Caenorhabditis sp. 36 PRJEB53466
Lineage: Eukaryota; Metazoa; Nematoda; Chromadorea; Rhabditida; Rhabditidae
Source: the annotation of a GenBank genome assembly
AUGACAAAACUGCGAGUUGGAUUUAUUGGCUAUGGACAUUUGGGUAGUUUUUCUGUAAUUAUUUUGUUUCAAAAUACUGUUUCCCAGGUAAAUUCUUGAUCUCAAAGCUCCGAGAGUUGCCAAAUGAAUUCGAAAUUGUCAAAAUCUGGAAUAGAAGUGUCGGAGAGCCCGGCGUCCAGGGAUUGGAAACCCUCACAGCAGAGAACUUGAGGUUCACUGACUUUUUCUAGUUUUCCUUUGAAUGUCAUUCAUUUCAGUGACCUGGACCUAGUGAUUGAAGUAGCUCAUCCUAAAAUCAUUGCCGAUUUCGGAGAGCUCAUUCUGGAGCACGCUGACUUGUUCGCCGGUUCUCCCACGUGUUUUGCCAAUCAGGAACUUUUCGAAAAGUUGAAAAAUUCGGCGGAGACAUUCGGAAGAAAGCUUCUGGUGCCGGCCGGAGCACUCUGGGGAGCCAACGACAUUCAGAAAAUGGCGGAUGUCGGAAGCCUGAAGGUCUGUGAAGAAGUGUGAAUUGAUGUUACUAGAACAAGGAGUCAUAGGGUCUCACGGUGACAAUGAUCAAGCAUCCGACAUCUUUCAAACUUGGCUCUCCGCUCUUCGAAAUCAACGAGCAGGCCAAGCUGAAGGAUACCGAAGAAACUGUACUUUACGAAGGUGAGCAUAUGAGUAUACAAUAUAUGAAUUUCUCUAUUCAGGAUCGGUCCGUGGCCUGUGUCCGCUGGCGCCGAACAAUGUGAACACGAUGGCGGGAGGAGCGAUUGCUGCGAGCAAUUUGGGCUUCGAUAAAGUAAGGGCGAAACUGAUUUCGGAUCCGAAGAUGACCGAUUGGCACGUGGUGGAGGUGCGCGUGGAAGGGGACGACGGUUUCGAAGUGAUCACUCGGAGGAACAAUCCGGCGAAACCGGGAGCCGUCACCGGACAAUUGACCUACUUCUCAUUCCUUUCUUCAAUCAAGGAGUGCAGAUAUAAACCGAGCGGCGUGCAUCUUUGCUGA